AUGAUCCGCAACGGCCACAAGUUUGGCGUGAUCAAUUUUGACCGCAUUCCGGGAUGCACAUUAAUAAAUGCCACUUACAGAACUGUGGAAAAUGUCAAUGUGUUAACCUGUAUUUCGGAGUGCAGGAAAAAUAAAGCUUGUCAUUCAUUGAAUUUUCACAAGAAAAGUGAAAGUACGACGCUGUGUGAACUCAACGAGCUCGAUCGUUAUGCCGCUGACUCCGAACUGGCGUUUCAGAAACAGGCAGGCAGCGAAUAUUACGAAAUCAAGGUACACACAUCGAUUUCAGUAAUUAAUAAUUAUUGGACGUGAACCAUAAUAAGUAGCCUCUUUCGCAGGCAACUCGGCGCUCAAAGGCAGAAUUACGUACGCAACACCAAACAAACUUAUUAUUUCUCCCGCCAUUUUUUAUCUACAGUACUUCUUCAUGUGGUUUUACGAUUCUUUGUUUUGACCACAUGAUAUUGACUAAAAAUGUAAUCGGACACUGAUUGGGUACUACCAGAAAGGUGUUAGAUACGACUACCAGAAAGGUGUUUAGAUCGUUGAAAGUUGUACUCUUCCUUAGCUCACCUUAUUGUUGCCAAAAUGCCGUAAGCUAUUAAGUGAUUGGAGGGAGAUUAAAUAAACUCUCGGUGGGUCCAAGGAAAGUGGCAUUUCUAAAUUCUGAGGAAUAUUUGACAAUCAGAAAUCUCGAAAUUGCAAUAUAUUGACUACGCAGAACAACUGUUUCCAGCCACAUAACAAUAUAUAACAUAAACCUUAUCUCUUGAGGGGUUAUCCGGUUAUCGCCCUCUUCUUUCUCCUCAUUCAUGCAUAGUUGAGAGUUUUACCCCUCCCUGCAGCCUAUUUCAGUAACUUGUUUUUCACCCUGCUCGGUUUCCUUUGUGCUUAUCGGGGAAUAUAUUCAAUAUUCCUCUCUAAUCAAUUUCCGUUUAAUGAUCCCCUCUAAUAUUUAUAGACCCGGAGCGAGGGGGAUUCGGCGUAAUAUUUCCCGAAGUGAUGAUAUUUUCCGAGGGGCUUUGCUCCGAGGAAAAUAUCAUCACUGGGGGAAAUAUUACGUCGAAUCCUCCGAGCGGAAGGUCUAUAAAUGAUAUAUUAUACCGAAGGUUAAAGAACUCACUAAGUUCAGAAUAAACUUUAAAACUUGCUGAAUAUUAAUAUUAAACUACGCGAAUACAAUUUUUAAUUUCUUAUGUAUACCUGAGUUUUUGACGUUUCCUCUUUAAAUAUUUAAGCAUGUAUCCUUUGGAUCAUUAAAGGCAAAAUGCGUCUUGAAAAUGUUUCGUUAAAUCAAAUAUUCUGUACGAAAAUACGAAAUUACAAACAACAGCUCGCGAACGCCAUAUUGUUUCAGAGCGUGGUGUCCACGCGUCACGCGUGAGCGUGGGAUACUAUAAUAUCCCACGGUGGAUCUUCCGUGGGAUAUUAUAGUAUCCCACGCUGGAUUGGGAAAUCAUGAAUUUGAGUGAAAUACCGUAAAAAAUCACAUUAUCACGUGGUACAAAUGCUGUUUUUUUAUUGGACAAUUUGAAUUUGAGGUAUAAUAUUCACCUAUAAUGUCUUUGCAGCACAAAAACUGAGAAAAAAACAACAUAACGAAGGCAAUAUGGCAUUAAGAAUUAUUUCUAUUCUGCCUCAUUAACGCGACCUCGCAAUGUGAAAAAUAAGUACGUUAUCCAUAUCCUCGGGAAUAUGUGUUUAUUCACCUCGGCGCUGCGCGCCUCGGUGAAUAAAUCACAUAUCACCUCGUUGCCUUAAAAUAACCUAUACAUAACCGUCGGCCUGUCAUAAUCCUGUUGUAUAUUGUGAGAAGUCAAUGAUAAUAUUUUUAAUGACGUGUUUGUGUUCUAUUGUGUUUUUGUUAACUCUCCGGGCAACUAAACAACUUUGAAAUAGGGGAGCGGGUGUUUGGAAUGUUAAAUUGUGCAAUUAUUUGCAAAAACAACCUACUGAUCUGUGUAUCCUACCUUUUAAUGGCACUGAUUGUUUACGAUUUUCCAGGGGAUUCUAGGAAAUAUAGAUGCCCCCAACCCGCCCUGGAAAUAGAUGCACGCAGAACGCCAUAGGCCGGGCAAAUAGAGCCUGGGUCUUUUGCGGGCUCGACCGCGGGGGGUAGGGUAAGCCUUGUUUGAAAAGUCGUCAGACAGUUUUUUAUUUCAAAUAGUUACUGAAGUAUAUGAUUUUGGGCUCAUAAUAACCAAUUGCUCUAUGGAUAAAAUUCGUGCGUGACCCUGCUUAUGAUGUCACAUGCAUAUCCGCCAAAAUCCAAGAUGGCGGAAAGCUCGCUGAUUUGUGAUUAUUUCUGUUGAAAUAUCUCAAGAAAUAAUAAAGUUACUCAAAAUCGGUAAAAGAGAUUUACGUAUAAUUUUAAAAGUUCUUUCAAAUAAAAUAAUAAAAAAUAUAUUGCUGUAUCCCUUUAAAGCAUCGUUGUUUUAAAAGUUGUACGGUAUCAUUCUUGUAUGGGAUAUCGAUUAAUCUUGAAAGAAAUGUAUUUAAAGGCGAAAAUUCGAGUAUAAUUUCGUGUGACAUAUGCCAAGUCUGGGCUAUUUUGAUCGCAAUCUUCCCUGGGGCCUUCCUGCCUUCUCUCAUUUUUAGGAAGUCACAGGUGGGCGCGGAAAUCUAGAGCCUAGGUCUCUGUGGUCAAACGAAAUAAUUAUACUUCCCACAUUUUAAUGUUACGUGAAGUAUUUUAGACAAUCAGUGUAUCCAUAGUAACAAGAAACGCUUCAUAAUUUUAUUUUUAAUUAUUGAAUUAUUUUUAUAUAUUUACAAAAUAAUUGAAGAUUUGUAUCUUUAGCUGUAGAAUUGUUAAUUGCAUAACUAAAUAACGUAUGUAUGUUAUUUCCCACCCGGUAAGCUUAGAUUUAAUGUAAAAUGAACUUUUCGCAAAAUUUUAUAAGAACAAAUUUAAACUGUUUUUGCCUAUACAUAAACGUCAUCCUUUAAAUCAAUUCUUUAGAGCGCUUGCAAGGGUGUGAUAUGUCACAAUGGAGCUAGAUGUGCCAGCAAUCAUAAAGAAGGAACUUGGCAAUGUCGUUGCACUGUUAAUUAUGCUGGAAAAUAUUGCGAGAAAUACAGUGAGUAAAAUUUGUACAUCGUAACUGCUUUAUUAAGGUGGUAUGAUACGAUUUUUUUAGAAUGGAAAAUUCACAAUAUAGGUCAAUAUGUUGCACAUUUUUUAUUUAGUUGAAAAAAUUUUAUUUAGUGUCAAAAAUAAUUGAGUACACUGAGAGAAGUGACAUGGACAGUGACAUGGACAGUGAUUGGUCCACCUAUCGUAGGCUGCGAAAUACCACGACGGCUCUUAUACAAAUAAGUAAAGUUAAUUACCAACGUGAAGCUUUUCAGGAUAACACAAAUUAACGCCCAUUUUCUAAAAGCUCACUCACACUCACAUUCACUGAGUGGAGGUUCAAUCCAAGCUUCUGUUGAGUGUCAAUGCUGUUUUUGAAUAACUGGAGGGUGAGCUAGCAGUCACAUAGUAAGGUAUGACACUAGCGCUCCAGCUAUUCUAAAACAGCGUUGGCGCUCAAGAGAAGCUCAGAUUGAACCUCCACUCAUUGAGUGUGAGUGUGAGUGAGCUUUUAGAAUACGGGCGUAAUUCGCCAAACGAUUCUUGGAAAGAAAUUUAAAAGGCAUACCCGCUCAAAAAACAAAGCAAAAUUAAUUCAUUUUGCGAGUACACUAAUUACGACUACGGAUGAGAAGGAAAUUGCAAACGCUUUCUGCUCGUAACCAGGGUUUUUUUCAGGAUUUUCUCUUGGGUCCGAUUUUGCAGAGAAGAUUGAAUUUAGCUGAACAGCUGGGAUGGUUGCACCCCCCCCCCCCCUACCCUACCAGGGGGGUUGAAUGUGUUAAAGCAGGGGCACUAAGGGACACUAUAAACUGGUUAAAGAUGGCGAAUGCGUUGUGUUGUGAGAUGAAUUCCAGCCAUUUUUCUUAAUUGUCGGGUUUCCACCUGAAAAUUAAUUUCCACACGUCACGAAUUUAACUCAAACAACUUCAUUCUUACUGCACUGAAACUUUGGUGAGAAGAUUGUGUUUCAAAACUCAAUUCAAGAUUGAGUUUUUGGGGCCGUUUUACGGCACUAAAAAAUCCCUGAAAAAACCCUGGGUAACCUACUUUACAGACAUCGGGUCAUCUAUUUCUAAUAUAUAUCCAGUAAUAUUGUAUAUAGAAAUGUUUUCCUUUGCAUGGACUUUUACAACAAUAUUUACCCAAAUGGCUAUAUUAAAUUUAACCAUGUACACACAGUUCAAGUGCACGAUCUCCUUCUUGAAUCUAUCUGGUUGUGAUUGCAUGUAUAUACACCUUCAAAGUUCAUUAAAGACGGUGCAAGCCGCGGACUAGCAAUGCUUUUAACAAUUUAUAAACGGUUACAAGCACCAUGCAACAAGAACAUACAGUAUGACAUUUACAAAAGCACAAAAUACUUCUUUAAAGUGGUUAGAAAAGAAAACGAAGACAUCAAAACCACCUAAUUUUGCAAAGUUCUUUCUUUUCCAGUGUUAAUAAUUCCAGAUUCAACUCUUCAUGGCCAUCCGUUCAGAGGAAACUUCCGAAAAAUAUUUUUAACUUCAUCAUCCUGUAUAUCAAUAACACACUUCCAACGCAAAAAAAUCCCUAUCAAAAUGGGACUUAAGACAGUGUUUCUUUGCUUAUUAUUGAAUAUAAUUACUUCAGAGACCUGUCUAAUACAGAUAUAUAACACCUAUUUGUAUCCGGUUUUUUAUAUAUAUGGCCUCUUUGGGUACUUAUAAUGAAGAAUAAUGAAAAAAAUUUCUCGAACUCAAAUUUUGUGAACCAUGGGGGUGUGUCUUUUCCAACAAACUGAAAAUGGCUCGCGCACAAAAUUUAAAAGCUGAAAUCAUAUUUUGAGUUAAUAAAUGGAAAAUUGGUCGGGUUUUUAAUUACUGUACAAAAUGUCAGAUAAUUUGGUUUAGUUUAAGCCCUUAACUAUUCACGCAAAGUUACAUUUUUCCUAAAAAUUUGCUAUUUGCAUGCUUAAUUAAUGCAUUUGCCUAAUUUGCAUGUGUCAGCAAUAUGCAAAUUAGGUAAAUGCAUUAAUUAAGCAUGCGAAAGGCUGACUUUUUAGAACAAAAUGAAUAGUUAAAGGGGCUUAAACUAAACCAAAUUGUCUGAAAUUUUGUACAGUAAUUAAAAAACCCACAAAUUUUCCAUCUGUUAACUCAAAAUAUGAUUUCAGCUUUUAAAUUUUGUGCGCGAGCCAUUUUUAGUUUGUUGGAAAAGACACCCCCCCCCCCUGGUUCACAAAAUUUGAGUUCGAGAAUUUUUUUUUAUUAUUCUACAUUAUAAGUACACAAAGAAGCUAUAUAUAUAAAAAAUCGGAUACAAAUAGGUGUUUUGCAAAAUUCAGAGCAAUUUCAAAUCUGUUCAGUUUUUUUUAUACACCCUGUAUAUAUAUAUAUAUAUAUAUAUAUAUAUAUAUAUAUAUAUAUAUAUAUAUAUAUAUAUAUAUAUAUAUAUACAAUUCAAUUCAUCUUUUGUGCUUAAUAACUUUCGAAAUACUAUUUCUAGUUAAACGCUUUUAGGCUUACUUCAAAGCCUGUUCUUUUCUCUUUCAAACAAAUUAUUAUCCUUGUCUCCAAUGCUAGUAAUAAUUGCACAGAAAAAGAUUUAGUAAAACCUAUCAUUUUUAGUUGCUGUUUAAUUAUGCAAGUUUACUAUGUUAUUGUUUAGCCGGUUUAAAUGUUAGAAUUUUCUUCUUUAAACUUUAAUGUUGUCGUCACUGCAUCUGGAACACCACGUAAGAACAAAUUAAAAGUAUUUUAAAAGAGACCAGGUUGUUCGAAAAUCCUAAACGAAUGCUAAAAAUCGUCCAAACAUUCUGGUGUCUGAGCCAGAGUGUCAUCGAAUUGCGAUGUAAUGUAAACAGAAAUUAUAGCAAGUUGAUGUCAGUCAGCUUAGAUGGUCCAAGCCAAAAUUAUAUUGCAUUUAAAGUUUCAAACUGAGUAAAAAAUAAUGGAAGAAAGGCCGUAAUUAUACUUAUUGUUACAAUUCAUUUAAUAAAAUGCAACAUUUUUUUCUUUUAAUGAAAAAAUCAGUUAUUUUCAUGAGAACGAUUUCAAUUGUUAUUCCAUUUCAAGUUUUGUAAUCUCCAAUCGCAAUAACGUAAAGUAUGAUUACCCGCGAACCAAUGAGUCAAAUUUAAGAAACAACCCACUGUUGGAAAGCUGAAUGGCUUAUACGCUUUAAAAUGAAUGUAAACUUUAACGUUUUCGUCUAUUAUUUGUUUAGCAAUUUACAUUUCAGUCGAGGUUUGCGCUUUUUUUUAUACACCCUGUGUAUAUAUAUAUAUAUAUAUAUAUAUAUAUAUAUAUAUAUAUAUAUAUAUAUAUAUAUAUAUAUAUAUAUAUAUAUAUAUAUAUAUAGUAUAUAUAAUACGGACACUGCCUCUUCAGUGUUCGUAUAUCAGAGGUCCGAGUGUACCUAUUAAAUAUUCCUUUUAGAUCCAUAUGGAGGAAUGGUCAAGUUUCAUGGAGCUGGGAUAAUUAACAACGAACUUUUUCAAGUCGAAGGCGAGUUUAAUCAUGCAACAGCAAAGAAUGUGUGUAAGGAAUUUGGUGCCAUUCAACCAUCGAAAGAAGAUAUUGGUCGAAUAGCAAGUGAAGCAGAGUAUGGACACUGUUCUGCGUAUGUGCUUCGAGUUGAGUUUAAAUUGGAAUUUAUACCUGGCUAGCUGUUAAAUUAAUAUUUGUUUAAAAACCUAUUGAUUUUGGUCAUAUUCAUACCCAGUUAACUAUCAUCUUUGGAAUAUAGACAAUACACGAAAUAUAAUUACAAAACAUAUUCCGAAUACGAACAUCUUGCACGUGCAGUCAAGAUUCGAAGAAUAUCAACAAGAAGACAGGCUAGGCGGCAAUAGUUUGUUAUAUGCUUGGAAAAAGGAUUCAGCAAUGAACUAUUCGCAACUUUUGAACCAAAACGUGACUUGUUAUGAUCAGCAACUGAGACAUAUAUUUCUACUGCAGCCUGUCACAAUUCCUACCUUUCUAAGGCCAGGGUCAAACGUCGAACUUUUCGUGUGCCGAACCUAAUGUUAAUGAGCUAAUUUCUCUUUUUCACUUCAUUUGCAUUAGGUUUGGAGCAUGAAAAGUUCGACGUUUGACCCUGGCCUAAUAUGUUUUUUGUUGUUUAGUGCAUGGAACAGCGCAGGAGGUCUUGGUUAUCCAGAGUACAAUGGUAAUUGCCAUGGUGGAAGCACUCAUACUGGUUAUUUCAGCCAUAGUUGUUGUUCAAAUAAAGUAACUACACUGAAGAAUACUUGGUGUUUGAAAAAGAAUAUUGGUAAGCCCUUUUUUAUCGCAGUCGGUAUCCAUUUCAGAUACACGACAAUAAUAGUAUGCCAGACAUAGGCGUACGAGGCUGAGUGUUCCGCCAACUUUUAUCAAAUAGGGAAAGUUUCGCAAUUUGUCCUUCACCGUCGAGCAAAAAAAAAAGCGAGAAAGGCGGGGGGGGGGGCAACGGCGCCGGAAGCAACGUGAAGCGGCGGGGGCAGUCAUUUCAAAAGGGCACUUCAUUUUUCUGGGCAGCAAUAUUUGCUAAAACUUUAGUAUAUUCAAUUGUUAUUUUGACAAUUUAAAAAAAUAUCUGUUGAGCAAAAAUUAUAUAAAUUUGAUCAUUUCUAUGAUAUUUUAUUUUUUCCUCAAGAGAAUUUUUUUAAAUUGUUAAGGUAAUUGAGUAUACUAAGAGAAAUCAUUUUAUGAAAUAAAGUUUAGGUUCACCGAUGCCUCUUCUUACUUUAAAGCCAAAAUAUUCACUGUCUUGAAACGUCAUUAUUGCUAGAGCAACGGCAGUUGUUUAAAUUUUGUAAACCGAAAAUUUAACUGCCUUUAGAUUUUGUUUAACAUCAGUAAGAUAUUUUGUUUUUCAACAAAUAAUAAUUGUCCAAAAAUACGGAUCGGAUCUAAUUAGUCGUAAAUUUUUCAUUGUUUUUUAAUUAGUCGUGAAUUUUGUAUUGCCGUCUUUUUACGGCUUAAAAACCGUGACUUUAUUUUGCUUGUAUAAAAAUGUCCCUACUUAUAUUGUUUAAUAGACAGCUGUUCAAAUUCAUCAAAGCGUGCAGACUGUAAAAUAUGAUUUAACCAUGAUUUGAUGAUCUUAUUCGAUAUUCUUACAGAUUUUUGCAAACCAGGGUGGUAUGGCAACUUCAAGCACUGCUAUCUAUUCAGAGAUGAUAAUCUGGGAACUUUCGAAGAAGCGAAGAAUAAGUGUGCUGCAAAGAAUGCCGUUCUUGCCAAAGUUCGCAUCACCCUUCCUUCCAUCCGCUCCUUCAUUAAACGAGUGUGUCCAGACUGUCGUUCUAUGUACGUUGGUGCAGAGAAG
Messenger RNA from Paramuricea clavata, 8350 nucleotides. NCBI's taxonomy places the organism in Eukaryota, Metazoa, Cnidaria, Anthozoa, Malacalcyonacea, Plexauridae. The record is from the annotation of a GenBank genome assembly.